Messenger RNA from Anopheles aquasalis, 1320 nucleotides. Its product is annotated as protein Mo25. The record is from RefSeq and is a predicted model, not a curated record. NCBI's taxonomy places the organism in Eukaryota, Metazoa, Arthropoda, Insecta, Diptera, Culicidae. Gene Ontology annotation, biological process: intracellular signal transduction. Gene Ontology annotation, molecular function: protein serine/threonine kinase activator activity.
UAGUAUAAACAUUCUCGCUGACAGAAAUUAGAAAAAAUAGCGCGUUCCUCUAAUUCGCGUCGUACGUUGAGUUACUAGCUGGUGGUCGUAGUGUAUAUUGCGUUUGGCCAGUGUUUUCCACGAACAUAGGCGAGAUGCAUCUUCUGAGAAAGUCGAAAAGUAAGCCCAAGGAACUGGUGGAAGCGCUCGGUGCGGCUUUAGCUUCCCUCGAAAAAUCAGGUGACGCAAUGCCGAACGCAACGGCGCUGGUAGCUGUUGGGAAGAAACUGCGGCGGAUCAAGGACACACUCUACAGCGCAUCGGAUGCGGAUCCUCAAAAACACACAGAAGUCUGCAAGCUAAGCCACGAACUGCACGAAAAAGGACUUUUGCUGUUGCUUGUACAGCAUCUGGAUCAGCUGGAUUUCGAGAGCAAAAAGAAUGUGACCCUUAUCUUCAACAACUUGCUGCACCGCAUGGUAGCCGUACACUCUUUCUGCGCUAAACCGGCACUUCUCUUCGCACUGAUGACAGGAUACGAGCGGCCAGAGAUUGCCCUACACUGUGGCUCCAUGCUACGCGAGUGCAUCCGUUUCCAGGAACUCGCCGAAGUGAUACUGCAUUCGGACGGUUUCAUACACUUUUUCCGCUACAUCCAAGGAUCCUCCUUUAUCGUCGCAGCCGAUGCCUUUUCCACAUUCAAGAAAUUGCUCACCCAGCACAGCACACUAACGGCAGAGUAUCUCAGCCAGCACUACGAUCGGUUCUUUACGCAUUACGAUCAGUUGCUGCGAUCAGAAAACUACGUCAUACGAUUGCAAAGCUUGAAGUUGCUUGGAAAUCUGCUCUUCGAUCGGCAUCACUUUGCCGUAAUGAUGAAGUACAUCUCAUCACCGAACAAUCUCAAACUGAUCAUGAACAUGCUGAAGGAAACCUCACGCAACAUCCAGCUCGAAGCGUUCCACGUGUUCAAGCUGUUUAUCGCCAACCCGACCAAACCGAGUGCAGUUCUCACCAUUCUGUUGCGUAACCAGACGAAACUCAUCGACUUCUUAAACCGCUUCCACAUCGAUCGGGGUGAGGAAUUCAACGAAGACAGAUCGUUUGUGAUUAUGCAGAUCCAAAGCCUACGCAACAUUGAGGAGAGUUAGAAUGUUAACUAAUUACAACGAACAACCGAAGCACAAGGACGCGCUAGCGACGCAUUAUAUCUGUGUCAACUAAAUUUAGGAAAAAUCCUGACCGUAACAGUACCAAAAACCACUCUGAAACGGUAGAGUGCAAAUCUCUGAUUCUUAAUAUUGAAUUUGAAAUAAAUAAGGAAAAUAAAAUUACCAAUCC